This is a messenger RNA of Neopelma chrysocephalum (saffron-crested tyrant-manakin), 3628 nucleotides long. It is a transcript of the gene MRPL3, whose product is annotated as mitochondrial ribosomal protein L3. The record is from RefSeq and is a predicted model, not a curated record. Lineage: Eukaryota; Metazoa; Chordata; Aves; Passeriformes; Pipridae. The transcript is spliced from 10 exons. Gene Ontology annotation, biological process: translation. Gene Ontology annotation, cellular component: ribosome; mitochondrial large ribosomal subunit. Bases 15 to 1034 code for a protein of 339 amino acids. Gene Ontology annotation, molecular function: structural constituent of ribosome.
GCCCCGGUGUCGGCAUGGCGGGCUGGGGGAGGCUGGCGAGGCUCGGCGGGCAGCUCUUGGCGGCCGCGUCGAGGGCUCCCGGCCACAGGGGACAGCUGGGCUUUCUAGUCAGGCACACUAAUAGUGCAACGUGGUGGCACGAGCAUCUUUCUGAAGAGAAUGUGGAGUUCCUGAAGAAGAUAACUGCGGAAGAAUACAAAGCUCAGACAGCCAGCAAGCUCUGCCCUCUGAAAGAUGAGCCUUGGCCACUGAAUGAGUGGACACCAGAUUCUAUCAGAGUCGGUGUUGUUGCAGUAAAACUGGGAAUGAUGCCAGUAUGGACCAAGUCAGGAAAAAGACAUGCUGUCACAUUACUUAAGGUGCAAGAUUGUCAUGUUUUAAGAUACGUUUCAAAGGAAGAUUCGGGUGGAAAAACAGCUAAGCUGCUUGUUGGAGGCAAAAACGUAUCUCCUUUUUCUAAACCAGAGUCUGCACAUCAGAUUUUUAAAGAAGCUGGAGUACCACGAAAGCAGAAAGUUGCAACAUUUAAUGUAACAGAUGAUGCCAUAAUUAAGCCAGGUACUCCUUUGUAUGCUGCUCACUUCCGCCCAGGGCAGUUUGUGGAUGUUACUGCAAAAACAAUUGGUAAAGGAUUUCAAGGUGUCAUGAAAAGGUGGGGAUUUAAAGGUCAGCCUGCAAGCCACGGCCAGACAAAAACUCACAGAAGACCUGGAGCAAUAUCUACUAACAAAGCUUCCAAAGUUUAUCGCGGAAAGAAAAUGCCAGGUAAAAUGGGUAACGUCUAUAGGACAUGUUUUGGAUUAAAGGUGUGGAGGAUCAACACAAUACAUGACAUUAUUUAUGUAAAUGGCUCUGUUCCAGGUCACACAAAUUGUCUGGUGAAGGUCAGAGAUAGCAAAUUGCCUACUUGCAAGGAAUACAAUAAAAACCCUCCAUUCCCUACAUUUUUUGCUGAUGGAGAUGAAAAACUACCAGAAGACCUUUUUGAUGAGGAAAUCUUCCAGUUCACGGAUCCAUCUGUCACAUAUACAUAAUGUUCUUCACAUCUUUGAAAACACACAGUUUCAUUAUUUUCAUGAACUUUGCAAUUCUGUAUGAAAGAAAACCUAUGAAUUGCAGUCUGGCCAAAUGACUUAAACACUUCAGAUAUUGCCAUUUUGGUCAGGUAAUCGGGUUUCCCACUGUCAAUUUCAAACCAGGGACAGGUUGUAAAGCACAUCAAAUAGUGUGUCUUCAGUGAACUUUUGUCCUUUGCCUCAGGCUAUGAAAACUUACUCAUUUCUGAAAACUGUUGUUUUGAGAUGGUUCCAGUUCAUUUUCUAAAUGCUAACAAACUCUGUUUCUUUCUUAUGUAAAGUAUUCUGGGCAACUCUGAUCAAUCAAAAAACGUUCCAAAUCUGCCUUGGCAUCUGGGGGAGGAGAUGUGUGGGGAGAGGAGGCGGGGGAGAUCUGUGAAGAAUAAUCCAAAAUAAAACAAGAAAAUGCAUUGUUCUGCAGCAGCACAAGCUUGUUUUGCUUCCUUCUUUUCACCAGAGCUCUUUUUCUUCUUUUGCUUUAACAUUGUGUUGAGUUAAUGGUAGCAGAUACCCAACAAAUUUUCUAGGGGGAGGAUGAUGCUGGCCAUGUGUAGGGUGAGGGGGUGUUCAGAUGGGAAAUGUUCAGUAACAAAGCAGCACUAAGACUGCAGUGGCCACCUGUUUGCUAACAGCUUGUUCUGAACUUCGCAGAGGGUCCCUCGAAUGCUCUCUGGAGAAAUAUCUCCACACCUACCACUGUCUCUGUAUUGGAUUCUUAAGCUGUUACAGGAGAGCUGUUACUAAGAAAGCAGGUAAAAUGUGAGGGAUUUGUCUUUAUGAUAGUGCUCAUUUUUCUUCUGCCCGACCUUUCAGUAGUAGCUGGAAUCAUUACACUCCUUUUAUUUUCCAUCUUGUGUGAUUUACUAUUUAUAAGUUUGAUCUUUUGAACACUGUAAAUCCUCUCACCUACAGAGGUAAGUACCUGCCUGUCUGUACCAUCUGAGUACUUAGAAGUCCUACAGUAGUUCAAGAACUUACAUACAAAUUACCAUUAAUACUGUGGCAGUGCUGUCUACUCAUCUUUGCAGCUUCAUCACAAGACAUCAAAUACCUAAAGUAAAUGAGAUUUCUCAAAACCUUACUAAUACUACCCAAUUUAAAAGGUGACAUCCGUACCUUUGUGGUAACUUCCAGUCACUGAAGAUGUUUUAUUUUCUUUUGUGAUUGCUUGAAGAAACCACAUGCCAUCUUACAAAGGCUCUGUGUUAGCUGCUGACUUGUAGUAGACUGGGAGUGAUCAUUAGAGACUGUGGUAUGGAAAUAUGAACUGCUGUAUAUCUGCAUUGUAGGAUAUCCUCUUUGCUCAAUUCAGUCCGAUAUAAAAUGUGAUUCAAAUAAGUGCACCAGAAUGCUGAAGAAACAGCAGCCCCUUCGUGCUUCCCCUUCCCAUAAGUCACACUGGUUCUGCAAGUGCAGACAACACACACAGAGCACACGUGAUGCAAAAAGCAGGUAGCAAAUACCAAGUGGGGUGUUGCGUUUUGGCUGAGAUAGUACUGAGUGACACCUCUCACCUGCUUCAGAUAGUUGCUGUUUCCUGAGGAGGAGAUUGGUUUCCAAUUUCCUGAUUGCAAAAUAAAUUUUAAAAGUUACAGCUUUUCAAGUUUGCUUGUUGUGGAACACACAUAAAUCAGGGAGUGUCCAGAUAUGUAGCCCACUGUUCUGCUCUGGUUUAGGGGAUAAUUCUGACACACAUAUGCUUUCCUUGAGGAACUUUUUUGUUGGCUUUUUGUUUUACUUGGUAAUUGAUCCUGGGCUAUGACAGAGAUGACCAUACAGAGAGAUAUCUUUUCCUAUUUUGUUUCUCAGCCAGAAUAUCCUAGAUGUGGGAUCCUUUCCUGUGACUAGUUGUAUUUUGGGUUUGCUUUCAGCAUAUGCCUUGCAAAGUCCAAAGAAUCAAAUGUGAGCUCAAAGGGAGCCACAGGUUUAUAAAAGUAAAUUAAGGUGAGCUCUGUAUCAGGUAUUAUUUCAGUGUGAGGAGAAAAUUGACAACCUACUUCAAUUCCAGUUUCUUUGGUAAGAGAAUAACGUCUCCCUUUUUGGCAUAAACAGUGGCAUUCCAAUGAUCUGAUCACGUUACUUUUUAGAUUCGUUGUCCAGGAGAUGACUGCAGUCAUUCAGGGAAUUCUGUACUUAAUGUUGCCUUCCCUUUGUUCCGUUUUAAAAUUUCUAUUGAAACAUAUAUACUAUCAGAGUAGUCUUUGCAGUUUUGCAUUUGAAAUGCAUGAUGGGUGUGAGCCAUAUGAUUUUUUCAGAUGCUGCUUAUUCAGGUCCCUUUUUUGUUGAGAUGUGCAAGUGAAACCUUUUCCAUCUUUGUUUAUCAAGAGUGCUUGAACACCAAAGACAAGAGCUGUCAUAGCUCAAGUAAAGACUGAUGUCCCAAAGGUAAGUAUUUUCAGUAGAGCAAAUGCAGUGAAAUGGGUAAGAUCUGUUGAUGUGAGCUCAGAGUAGUGCAAUAUAGAUUGGAACAUAAACAUCCAUUAGACCUGUUCUUCCAUCAGGCACUGAAAGGCUUAUAGUGUUUUGUAUUUAAUUUUCCUUAUACUCCCCAU